Molecule: messenger RNA, 1448 nt
Organism: Impatiens glandulifera
Lineage: Eukaryota; Viridiplantae; Streptophyta; Magnoliopsida; Ericales; Balsaminaceae
Product: transcription factor BOA-like
Exons: 5
Coding region: 87-1154 (355 amino acids)
Molecular function (GO): DNA binding; DNA-binding transcription factor activity
Source: RefSeq, a predicted model, not a curated record
UUAUCUUAUAUCCCUCUUCUCAUUCCACUAUAUAUAUAGAUAACCUAAUUAACUCAAACAAUAUCCUCAAAAAGAAUAAAAAAAGAAUGCAAGAUAGUAAAAGCACAACUCACGAAUAUUCAAUCUCAAAGAAUCAUGACUAUGAUGAAGAAGAAAAGGAGGAGAAAGAUCGCUUAACCGAUGAAGUUGAGAGCAAGAAAUCUCGAAAGAAGGCAAACUCAAGCAAUAGCACAAUUGAGAAACUUGAAAAGAAGAACACGAGUAGCAACAACUCGGGAUCUGUUAGGAAAUACAUCCGAUCCAAAAAUCCGAGGCUUCGAUGGACACCCGAUCUCCAUAUAUGCUUUGUUCGUGCUGUUGAGAGAUUAGGCGGCCAAGAUAGAGCAACACCUAAGCUUGUUCAUGAAAUGAUGAAUGUAAAGGGACUUAGCAUAGCUCAUGUGAAGAGUCAUCUUCAGAUGUAUAGAAGCAAGAAGGUGGAUGAUCCAAAUAAUCAAGGCAUUCUGCCCACAGAAGGCUUUAUCAUGAAUGGUCGAGAUCAGAUUUCCAAUUUCGGACAACUCCCAUUGUUGCAAACUUUGACUCAGAUACCCAAUGCCAAUUUUAGAAGAUAUGAAGGGGCUUGGGGAGCUUUUACCAAUCCAAAUACAAUAACAUAUAGUCCAAGGCAAGGUAAUGGCUACACUCACCUUCAAAUGAGUACUUAUAACAGUUUUAAUAAUCAUGACCAAAUGUCGCAUUCAUCCCACCAAGGGAGAAGGGCUUACGAGGAUGAUCGAAAUGGUCCAAAAAUAUUCCAACCAAAUUAUAUGACAAUAGGUAGUCCUAAUAUUUCGUUACAAACACACCAACAAUAUAAUCGAAAUAUGGGUUCAAAGAGAAAAAUCAUGGAAGUUGGUGACGAAAAUCUAGAUUUGGACCUCUCUUUGAAAAUAAGUGAGAAAAGGAGGGAUGAUUAUGGUGAUCAUAAGGUAAAGAAGAAGGGAUUUGAGGGUGAAGCUAUUGACUGUACUUUGUCCCUUUCAAUAAAGUAUAGAAGCAAAACUGAGGAAAUUGAGCAACACAAAGAUGGUCCUAUCAGGGAAAUAAGAUGUAGCACCCUACCAUAUAAUGGGAUGAUUAUUGGAGGAAGGUCACAAGAAGCUUCCAAAUAGGACCUUCUUUUGGUCUUUUUUGCAGCGUCUUGUCUAAUUGUGUUUCUCAUUGGGAGAAUAAAGGAGAGGAUUACUUGGAUUCUUUCUUCAAUAUUCUUGAUGGGAUCAAUUAUUUAUUUGGCUUAUUUUAUUCUCAUUAUAUUGAUGAAUUUAUGUUUUUUCAAUACUUUCUAUACAAAUUAACCAGGCUAAUUUGAGAAUUUCGAUUUGGAAUUUUAUUUUCUUUCAUUUGAUUGAAAGUUUCGCAAUUGUUUAUGUAACAUUCUUGUAUCCUAAAUAAAUGAAAUAAAAGAA